AGUUGACUGGACGCGCUCGUGGAACGCACUUGGAUAGCUCCUCUCUGCAUAAUACCUGCCGAGUAGCUACCUACCACUUGUACCUUCUCUUGUUACUGACAAGCAAUUGAUUUGCGGCCCAAAUCUAAUCGCAGUGAAAGUGGAUUACUGAUUAGAAAAUCGAGGAGUGCGAACACCAGGUGCCCCCCCAAUCGGAUUCAGGGUUCAAUGUUUAGUCUCUCGAUAGUCGUGGUUGCGUUCGAGUGCGGAAACUAGUCGUCAGCCGUCGGCAUGGGUAUCAAGGUCAAGGAAACGACCCCGGAGCAGAUCGAGGAGCUGCGCGAGAGGUUUAAUAGCAAGUACGCCUCGUCACCGCCACCAGAGCCCUUCCAUCCCGUUGAUAUCGAUCGUAUUCGGAAUGAUCAUAUUUGGCUGCAAAGGUUCCUGGAGAUGCACGACCUGGACAUGGAUGCAUCCUUUACCAAGCUGUGGGAGACCUGCAUCUGGCGGCAGUCCUAUGGGGCCAAUGAUCUCGAUGAAAGCAAACUGAACCAGGAAUACUUAAAAGAAGGAUCGAUAUUCGUACACAGCUCUGACGGAGAUGGCAAGCCGUUGCUGGUUUUCCGCGUAAAUCUUCACAAGAAGACCAAGAACCUGGACGAACUGAUCCGCAUCGUGGUCUACUGGGUAGAGAGAACCCAGAGGGAGCAGCACAUGACCCAGUUAACCAUCUUCUUUGACAUGGCUGGAACUGGCCUGGCCACUAUGGACUUGGACUUUGUCAAGCGCAUUGUGGAGACCUUUAAACAAUACUAUCCUAAUACUCUGAAUUACAUUUUGGUUUUUGAGCUGGCCUGGGUUUUAAAUGCCGCCUUUAAGGUAAUCAAGGCCCUGCUGCCGCCAAAAGCCGUUGAAAUCCUGAAAAUGAUAUCGAAAAAGGAAAUCAACCAGUAUAUACCCAAGCCCAACUGCCUGGUCAGCUGGGGUGGCGAUGACAGCUACGAGUUCAGCUUUGAGCCGGAGGUAAAAAAAUUGCCAGCCAAGUCGCCGGCAAUUGCCAAUGCCACGGAUGAUGACCAGUUCGCGGACAGAAAGGUCACCUUUGCCAAUACCGCUCCCAUGGUCCUCAAGGAGUCCAACAUCGGCGAAAUGCACACUCCCUCGGAGGGUAUGUUGCGCGUGGAUCCCAAGGAUUUUGUAAACUUCAAUUCCAAAAAUGCAGAGGCCACGUUGAACCUCAAGUCUGUAACAAAUUCAGCCAUCACAUACAAAAUUCAGACAACGUCGCCGGAGAAGUUUAGGGUGCGACCACGAUGCGGCGUUAUACAGCCAAACCAGGCUGCGUCUAUCAACAUCUGGCUUAAAUCGGAGCACCAGCUCACCGACGACAAGGAUAAGUUUCUGGUGAUGGCGAUGGUGGCUCCUGGACCGGAGUGUGGCGGUACCGAUGUUGCAGAUCUGUGGCGCAACAAAGCCUCCAGUGCUGCAGACGUGGAGCAGCAUCGUCUCGUUUGUCGUUUCGAUGGAAAGGGCGCUGGUGGAGGCAGUGGGUUGCAGGUGGCGAAGUCUGAUUGCGCCGGCAAAGCCAGCAAAACUAGUGUAGAUUGCAAGAAAUCCGGUGUGUCAAACGAUCCGGCUGAGGUAAUGGCACGACAGCUGGCAUUUACCCAGAACCUACAGUAUGUGACGCUGGCCCUACUCGUACUGCUCUUUGCCGGCUUUGGGUUUCUGAUGUAUCAACAGCUUGGACUUCACGGCUCCACUUGUGGCCAUCACAGCUCCCAUGGCCACAAAUCGGCGGCGUUUUCCUGCCCCAAGCGAAAAUAAUAUUUACUUUCGCCGUGUAAUAUGACCAGGCCGGAGCCGAACGAUGUGGAGCUCGACAACAACAACGACAAACAUAAGGAACACUUCAGCAACCGUGACUGCCGUGAGCUGGAGAAUUGCGCCUGCGCCCUUGACUUGCUGGAUCUGGGGCUAGAGUGCGACCUGGUGGAUGGUGAUGGCGAGUGCCUGGAGGCCCUCAUCCAGGCGCAGCUGCAGUUGUGUCGCAGCUGCCUUGGUGGCGGUGAUCGGCAGCUGGGCGGCGUCGCUGCCGGCGGCCAUCUGCUCGGCUUGAUCGCCUUCGCUAGGAAGCUAAUGCGUCUCGCCCUCUCGUUGUCAUUGUUGUGCGGCAUCUUGUUCAUAAGCUUCUACCUGGGCAGCAACUAUGGCGGAAAUACCGCCACCACCACCACAUCGCUAGCCACAGUCAACUCAGGAGCCAGAGGCAGUAGUCAGCCAUGUUACUACACGUAAUCAAGCCAAAACCCACACCUGGUGGGUCGAUUUGCAAGAAAUUGUAGUUUCAAAUAUUUUAAGCCAGGAGUUUUAAAGUACUUAUGAAAAUGGGGUAUGAAGUUCUGACCUGAAUUUUACUCUAAGAUCGCAGACGCUGGCAUCCGCCACCGUUUCUUAGAAUUCUACCCAGAUUACUAUUCAACCAAAUCGACCCAUCCCUUGAAAUAUAUAUACAUAUUUAUACAUAUAUAUGUACGUCUUCAGAUCAAUAGUAAAUUAACGAUUUCGUGUUUCAUGGCUCAUGGCUCGCUCCGCUUCAUCCCAGCUCCAUAUUUGUAGCUCGUUGUCGGUAAUCUCCGCAUUCCUCCCCGCCUGAGCCAAGAAUUUAUGUUAAA
This is a messenger RNA of Drosophila bipectinata, 2654 nucleotides long. RefSeq names its product motile sperm domain-containing protein 2. NCBI's taxonomy places the organism in Eukaryota, Metazoa, Arthropoda, Insecta, Diptera, Drosophilidae. Gene Ontology annotation, cellular component: endoplasmic reticulum-endosome membrane contact site; endomembrane system. The record is from RefSeq and is a predicted model, not a curated record.